GUUCUAAAGGAGUCUGACUGCCAAAGUGAUUGGAGUGCGGGUCACGAGGGCCCAUGGGCUCCGGAGGUCCUAUGUUUUUGGAAAGGGGGUCAGAGAAGACGUCCUUUAUAGCUGUUGCUUACUUUUUACAUUGCGCGACGCCUCCAUUUGCACGAAAGCUCUGGGUUUUUGUGGACACCGCCCACCUGAGGCUCUUCCGCUUCCCCUUUUCCCAAGCUCCGCCCCCCAGCGUCCCGUGGCUAUGACGACCGCCCCGCGGGACUCAGUAGUGUGGAAGCUCGCGGGACUUUUGCGGGAGUCGGGGGAUGCAGUUCUCUCUGGCUGUAGCACACUGAGCCUGCUAACAGCCACACUGCAGCAGCUGAACAGAGUGUUUGAAUUGUACCUAGGGCCAUGGGGCCCCGGCCAGACAGGCUUUGUGGCUCUUCCCUCCCACCCUGCAGACUCACCAGUCAUCCUCCAGCUUCAGUUCCUCUUCGAUGUGCUGCAGAAAACACUGUCACUCAAGCUGGUCCACACCCCUGGUGUUGGCCUUCCAGGGCCUAUCAAGAUUUUCCCCUUCAAGUCCCUUCGGCAGCUGGAGCUUCGAGGAGUCCCUAUCCACAGCCUGUGUGGCCUCCGCGGCAUCUACUCACAGCUGGAGACACUGGUUUGUAACAGAAGCAUCCAGGCACUAGAGGAGCUCUUGUCGGCCUGCGGUGGGGACCUCUGCUCUGCCCUCCCCUGGCUAGCUUUGCUCUCUGCCGACUUCAGCUACAAUGCACUCAGCAACUUAGACAGCUCCCUGCGACUCCUGUCCGCUCUGCGCUUCCUCAACCUGAGCCACAACCAUAUCCAGGACUGCAAAGGCUUCCUGAUGGACUUAUCUGAGCUGUACCAUUUGGACAUCUCCUAUAACCACCUGCGCUUGAUGCCAAGAAUGGGACCGUCAGGGGCUGCUCUGGGGACUCUGAUCCUGAGGGCCAAUGAGCUUCGGAGCCUUCAGGGGAACACAACAACACACCCCCUCACCCACAACAUGCCUCCACAAGGCCUUCUCUCCUCUGCCCUAGGCCUGGAGCAGCUGAAGAACCUGCGGCAUCUCGAUGUGGCCUAUAACCUUCUAGAAGGACACACAGAGCUGGCACCACUAUGGCUGCUGGCUGAGCUCCGUAAGCUCUAUCUGGAAGGUAACCCUUUGUGGUUCCACCCUGCACACCGUGCAACCACCGCUCAGUACUUGUCACCUCGGGCCAGAGAUGCUGCUCAUGGCUUCCUGCUUGAUGGCAAGGUUUUGUCCCUGAAGGAUCUUCAGCAGCCUUCAGAAUCUUCACGGCUUGGUCCCAUGACCCAACCUUUGUCCUGGCCAAUGGGGAGUACCACUGAAACCUCAGGCGGCCCUGAGCUGAGUGAUAGCCUCUCCUCAGGGGGCAUUGCGGCCCAGGCUCCACUUCGUAAGGUUAAGAGCCGAGUCCGUGUGAGGCGGGCUAGCAUCUCUGAGCCCAGUGACACAGACCCAGAACUUCGCACUCUGGACCCCUCCCCGGCUGGGUGGUUUGUGCAGCAACACCGGGAACUUGAGCUGCUGGCCAGCUUCCGGGAGCGGUUUGGCUGUGACUGGCUGCAGUAUAGGAGCCACCUGGAGACCAUGGGGAGCCCCCCUCUUGCCACCACCAAGACUUCUGCCCUUGGAACCCCUCCUCUGGAUGCCCAGAGCCUGGAGACUGCAUGCAGCCCUCCAGCCAUAGGGGAAGACACUAAGGAAUCGCCAGAGAAGGUGUCAGAGGAAGGCAGGGUGGAGCCGGAGCCCCACGAAGAAGAGAGGGAAGAACAGGAGAGAGAAGAGGGAUCGAGAGAGGCCCUGGAGGAGGAGGAGGAGCAGGAGCAGAAGGCAGUGGAAGCAGAGCUCUGUCGCCCCAUGUUGGUGUGUCCCUUGCAGGGAACUGAGGGCGUGCAAGGAAGGGAGUGCUUUCUCCGGGUCACUUCUGCCCACUUGUUUGAAGUGGGACUCCAAGCAGCCCAGACUCUGGAGCAGCUGGAGCUACAGAGCCUGGUGUCAGCUGAGCUACAGUCAGAGACCGAAAGCCAGAGAGAACCAGGGUCUGAGGGCUCAGGCCCACCCUCUGGGGCUCCAGUUCUUGUUCUGCGCUUUUCCUACAUUUGUCCCGACCGGCAGUUGCGUUGCUAUGCUGUGCUGGAGCCAGAGGCCCAUGAAGCCAUCCAGGAGCUACUUGCUGUACUGACCCCAUUCACCAGCAUGAAAGACCAGCAGCCUGGGGAGGCCAAGGACCCACAGGGGCCCAGAUUCCAGUGCCUGCGCUGUAGCUGUGAGUUCAAGCCACAGGAGCCCAGGUUGGGACUGGAGAGUGACGACGGCUGGAAGCCUCUGUUUCAAAAUACAGAAUCUCCUGUUGUGUGUCCAAACUGUGGGAGUGACCAUGUGGUUCUCCUAGCUGUGUCUGGGGAGGUCCCUAGUAGAGAGCGGAACCAGGAAGAACAAUCAUCAGAUUCUGCCUGUGACCUUGCUGACCACGGUGGCUGUCCCAGUGUGCCUGACGGCAUCCCACCUCAGGCAUCCAUAUCCCAUGGCUGCAGCAGCUGGAAUCUCAGCCCGACCCUUGGACACGCAGGUUUUCGAUCUGUGGACCACCGACUCCGGCUCUUCCUGGAUGUUGAGGUGUUCAGUGACUCCGAGGAGGAGUUCCAGUGCUGCACCAAGGUGCCGGUGGUGUUAGCAGGCCACACGAGGGAGUCUCUGUGCCUUGUGGUUGUGUCUGACCGUAUGCUUUACCUGUUGAAGGUGACAGGGCCCAUCUGCGGGCCUCCUGCUAGCUGGCUCGAGCCCACCCUGGCCAUUCCUCUGCAGGAUCUGAGUGGCAUGGAGCUUGGCCUCGCAGGCCAGAGCCUUCGUUUAGAGUGGGCAGCUGGGACUGGCCACUGUGUGCUGCUGCCCCGAGAUGCCAGGCAGUGCCGUGCCUUCCUUGAGGAGCUCACUGGGGUUUUGCAGUCUCUGCCUCGUACCCAGAGGAACUGCAUCAGUGCCACAGAGGAGACGGUGACCCCGCAGCAUCGGCUCUGGCCAUUGCUGGGGAAAGAUACUUCCGCAGAGGCGCCCCAGUUUUUCUACCUUCGGGCCUUCCUGGCUGAAGGUAAGGCGGAGUCUGCAGGCUCCUCUACCUGUCCUGUGUCCCUGUUGCUGACGUUGUCCACCUUGUACCUAUUAGAUGAAGACCCUGUAGGGUCCCAUGCAGAAUCUCCCCUCCCAGUGGGGUCUGGUGAAGCCUCUGAGCAGCCUGCUCCCCAGGGGCCAGGUCCUUCUUUGCAGGUCAGGGAGCAGCAACCACUCAGCAGUCUGAGCUCUGUGCAGCUGUAUCGCACAAGCCCCUUGGACCUGCGGCUGAUCUUCUCACGAUGAGGUGUCUCGGCUGGAGAGUUUCUGGGCACUCCGUGUUGUGUGUGGGGAGCAGCUGACAGACCUGCUGGCCUGGAUUCGGGAGCCCUGGGAAGAGUUGUUUUCCAUUGGACUCCGGACAGUAACCCAGGAGGCUCUGGACCUCGAUCGAUAAAGUGUCUUCACCGACUUCACUGACUCGCUCUAGAGUGGCACUGCCAAAGCCCUUUCUCCUGGUCUCUGGGUCUGGCUGCUUGCUGGCUGCUGUUGGCCACUGGCUUGUGAGGCUCGAAGUGACUCACAGCUUAAGAGAAGGACAAGAGAACCCAUCUGGCCCUUGGGUGAUCUGCCCAGUAGAGCAGGCUAGGUGGUCAGUGGAAAUGUUUUUCCAGCACUUUCUCUCAGGUAUCUAUAAAGCUGUUCCCAUGCCGGGUGUCCUGGGUGGUACAUAGAAAUGUCUCUCAUAAAGCCUGCCUGCCCCCUUAUUUAUCUCUUCCUGGAAGCAACCUUGUUUGCACUGAGACCCUUCUCCAGUCCUGCUCUAGCAAAGUAGGAUUACUGACACAGAUGUACCCAAGCAGGUUGUGACCUAUCCUGUGGCCUUGCAUGGGAUCACUGCCAAUCAAAUAGUUGGGCCCAUUCAGAUUUUUCAUUGUUCUUUUUGAGACAGGGUCUCACCAUGUAACAUUGGCUGGUCUAGAACUGGCUAUGUAGACCAGGCUGGCUUUGGAUUCAUGGAGACCUGACUGCCUUCUAAGUGCUGAGAUGAAUGCUGAGCCACCAACUGUGAAAAAAUUGUGAACUUCCCCUCUUCCUAAAGUUUACAUUUUAAAUAAAGACCUACAAUAAAAAGUGAGAUUCCUCAUUGCUGACUCUGGAGGUCACCUCUUGAGCCAAGCAUUGUACCUGUCCAGAAAUUUCAAUACCUAUCUUUGCACAUGUAUUCAUAUCCCCACCCCCCCAAAAAAAGAGUGGUUACUUCAGCUAUCAACCAAGAGACUGAUUCUUGAGGUUAAUUUCCACCAGGCAAUGCCCUGUCUGGUCUGCUGGGAGGGUGAGGGGGAAAUGCCAAGUCUUAGGACUGACAGGCCAACAACAAGUGCUCUUGGAAUAGCUGUCCUCCGGUACUGCCUACAGGAGACCCAGACAGGCCUGUGCCGAGGCUCACAAAAUAAUCUCACCUACUUCUCUUUUGUUCAGUGCUGCCCUGAAUUUUUAAUUGAAGUAAAUUAAAACUUCCCCAAAAUA
Molecule: messenger RNA, 4618 nt
Organism: Rattus rattus (black rat)
Lineage: Eukaryota; Metazoa; Chordata; Mammalia; Rodentia; Muridae
Gene: Stk11ip
Product: serine/threonine kinase 11 interacting protein
Exons: 24
Coding region: 242-3394 (1050 amino acids)
Biological process (GO): intracellular protein localization
Cellular component (GO): cytoplasm
Source: RefSeq, a predicted model, not a curated record